UAUUUAUUUAUUUAUUUAAUUUUUUGGGGGGGACUUGACAUUUUAAAAGGAAUACCUUGGGCGUUGCAGAGGGACAAGGUUACAAGGAGGAAGACUAGUGAUGAGGCCUUGGCAAUGAUUGAUUGAUUCAGAGAUGAUGGGUCUUGGAGAAGAGCCUGCUCCUUGGGGAGCAGUGGUUAGAAUGGAAAUAUAAUUUGAUGGGAGACCCAACACAAUGUGCUGAUGGAUGGGAUAUAGAGAGUGGGAGAAAGAGAAGUCAUUGGUGACUCCACAAUCUUUGGUUUAAAUAACUGGAUGAAGGAAGUUGGCCUUUACCAACACAGAAAAUAUAGUAAAUUUAGGGUCAGGCUUGGGGAAUAAGACCAAGAAAUCAGUUUUAGGCAUUGCUAUGGUAUGACUGUGUCCCCUCCAAAAUUCAGGUGCUGCCAAUGUGAUGGUAUUAAGAGGUGGGGCCUUGAAGAUGUAAUUAGGCCAUGAGGGCUCCACCCUCAUGAAUGGGAUUAGGUGUUUUUAUAAAAGGGCCUGAAGGAAGGAGUUGGACCUAUUGUCCUUCCACCUUGUGGGGACACUGCUCCUCCUUUCUGGAGCAUACAGCAAUGAGACAUCAUCUUGGAGGCAGCGACUAGACCCUCACCAGACCCCAACCUGCUGGUGAUUUGAUCUUAGACUUCCCAGCCUUGAGAACAAUAAGAAAUAAAUUUCUGUUCUUUAUAAGUUACCAGUCUUGGGUAUUGUGUUAUAGCAACACAAAUGGACUAAGAUGAUGUAAGCGUCCUCCUGGAUAUCUAAAUGGAGGUGCUGAGCAGGCAGGUAAGACACAGGUUUCUGGCAGAGGGAGGUCUGAGCUGUAGACACAAAGCAGGGAGGUCUGAGCUGCAGACACAAAGUCCUCAGAGUCAGUCAGGAUGAGCUCUACUAGGAAAUGACUUUGGAUGAGUAAAAGAAGUUGAGAAGAUGAGGAGGAUUCAGGAAAAGAGACUAUGAGGGAAGCAUCAGUGAGGAGGAGAAAAAUCAAGAUAGCAUAUUGCUCCUGGAGGCAAGAGAGAGUGACAUGGAAGUGAAGAAUGAAAUGCCAAUGAAAGUGACAACUGUAUGGAACACUGCUGACUGGUUAUGAGUGAAAACUGAUCACUGGAAGGAAGGUGACUUUGACACAAGCUGUUUUUGGUGAAGUGCUGGGAUCCAAGCCUACCUGAGAUGGGGUCAAGGGAGAAGUGCAAGUGGCUGCAUUGGCACUUCUCCAGUAUGAAGGCAGACUGGAGACUGAACUCUCCAGGAGAAACAGAAUGUGAACUGUACGAGCAAAUUGAAAUUUUCUACAGACCCAUUAAAAGAGUAAAAGGACACUUUUAAAGGUGAAAUUACAUUUCAAUAAUAUAUAUUUAACAUAAUAUAAAAUAUAAUCAUUAUAGUACGUGAUCAAUGUAAAAAAUAUUCAGAUGUUUUAUAUACUAAGUCUGCAAAGUCUGCUGUGCACUUUAAACUUGGAUUACAUUAUUUCUGACUUGCCGUAUUUUAAAUACUCCAUAGUCAAAUGUGGCCAGUGGCUACAAGUACUGGCCAGCACAGGUCUAGACAACACCACUUUGGAAGAAUUUUGCAGUAAGGGAGAACAGAGAAACGGGGGCACCCACCACUGUCACCCUCAAUACAGCUUGGUGAGGCAGAUAUUAACACCACAUCCCAGGGUCAGAUGCUGCUGGCUAGAACCUGGUGUGACAUGGACACACAACAUGGGAUGGUAACACCCCUACCCAUCUGACAAACACGGCCUAUGUUGGGAGUGACUUGCAGCCAGCUCUCCAGCAACUGGCUGAAGGCUCUAAGACAUUAAUAUUAGCUGAGGUUGGAGUUUAUGGUGGCAGAUCUUUGGGGCCAUGUCAUUAGGUUACUGGUCACUCCAAGAGUCCUUGGGGUGCACCAGCCAAUCCCAGCUCAUCCUGACCACAUGGCCCACCCCAUAUGAUCCUCCUAGUAUCCUUCAUAGCCAUACUGGAAGCAUAUGGCAGAAGCUAUCCCACCAAACUCUUGUUUUUAGGAUUGUAAAAUGUCAUGUGAAGGCAAUAAAGGGAUGAAAAAAAGCUAUUCAAUGUCUUUAAAAUUGUUCCCAAGGUAGGACUUCAUGAAUUCUGUCUUCAUCUUUCGAGAGCUGGAUCUGUUUUCUCAUGGUUAUGUACAUGAGUUUCUUCUGAUUCUGUUACAUUCAACCCCAAAUGAAAAUAAUUAAUGGCUGGCUUUACUGGGUGCUGGGCGUGCAACGCGAGGCCUCCGAUGGCGAGGUCCGACGAGGCUACCACAAGGUGUCCCUGCAGGUACACCUGGACCGGGUGGGCAAGGGCGACAAGAAGGACGCCACCCGCUGCUUCCAGAUCCUGGAAAAAGUCUAUUCCAUUCUCGGUGACAGAGAACAGAGAGCAGUGUAUGAUGAGCAGGGAACGGUGGACGAGGACUCUCCUGUGCUCAUCCAAGAUCAAGACUGGGAGGCGUAUUGGCGGCUACUCUUUAAAAAGAUAUCUUUAGAGGACAUUCAAGUUUUUGAAAAGACAUACAAAGGUUUGGAAGAAGAGCUGGCUGAUAUUAAGCAGGCCUAUCUGGACUUCAAGGGUGACAUGGAUCAUCAGAUCAUGGAGUCUGUGCUUUGCGUGCAGUACACAGAGGAACCCAGGAUAAGGAUUAUCAUUCAGCAAGCUAUUGACGCCGGAGAGGUCCCAUCCUACAAUGCCUUUGUCAAAGAAUCGACACAAAAGAUGAAUGCAAAGAAAAGGAGGGCUCAGGAAGAGGCCAAAGAAGCAGAAAUGAGCAGAAAGGAGUUGGGGCUUGAUAAAGGCGUGGAUAGCCUGAAGGCAGCCAUUCAGAGCAGACAAAAGGAUUGGCAAAAGGAAAUGGACAAUUUUCUGGCUCAGAUGGAAGCAAAGUACUGCAAAUCUUCCAAAGGAGGAGGGAAAAAAUCUGCUCUCAAGAAAAAAAAGAAAUAAUGGAAUUUUUCUCUUCAAAGGUCCUUAGGUGUAAAUUGAUGCCAUUGUAAGCAAGGUGCAGGCAAGAUUUGAAGGCAAAAAGCAAUUCAACUCUUGAGAAAAGGUGUCUUUCCAGCCUGAAUUUUUCAGAUUGACUAGACCAAGCAGAAUCUCUCAACCUGAUCUUAGUAUUUCCUAGAAAGCACUUGACAUUGUGUGAGGUCUCACCUGAAGGAACUUGGUGGUGACAGUUGGGAGGGUGGAGGGAGGCAGUGUCCUUCCUGACAGCACUUGCCUCCAUGGAUCUCCUGUACACAGCACUCUUAUCUAGGAUGUGGUUCUGUUCAUGCCGCUUUCUGUGAUGUGCGUGUCUGUUAGAAUAGGCUCUCUACCCAGCUAGAACACCUUCCAGACACUUGCUGGACAGCUAUCUUCCACAUACUUCCCAGUUUACAUUUGGUCUUAAUGAUCUUGAAUAGAUCCUCUCUUCAUUUUACUUAGCCAGGUUUUGUACUGAUGUACAGGUGUUAAAUUACUUCAAGAAUUUUUGUAAGAUUUGUAUAUGAUUAAAUAAAAAAGGUAAAACAUGAUGAUUAAAAAAAUAAUAAUAAUUAAUGGCUGGGCGUUGUGGCUCAUGCCUGUAAUCCCAGCACUUUGGGAGGCCCAUGCGGGUGGAUCAGCUAAGGUCAGGAGUUCGAGACCAGCCCGACUAACAUGGUGAAAUCCUGUCACUACUAAAAACACGAAAAUUAGCCGGGCGUGGUGGUGCAUGCCUGUAAUCCCAGCUACUCAGGAGGCAGGAGAAUCGCUUGAACCUGGGAGACGGAGGUUGAGGUGAGCCGAGGUCACGCCACUGCACUCCAGCAUGGGCAACAGGAGCGAAACUGCAUCUCAAUAAUAAUAAUAGUAACCCAACCAGAGUAUUUUGAAAGUAGGCAAUUCACAGUAGAAUAUUACAAAACAUAGUCUUAGGGCAUAUUCAAAAUGUUACUGCUUCUCGAUUCCUCCUAAUCACAUCUGCUGAGAAUGAUACACCCAGAGUUGAUCGAAUCAGGCUGAGGCUCCUGGCACACGAGUCCCAGCACAGAGGUGAAACGGAGCGGAGUCUAAGGUCUCAUGUUCAUUGUUGGCUUGUCCCAGGGCCAGCUUCUCAACCCCUUGAUGGUUGGUUUCUCAUCUACCUUACAGGACUGUUUGGGAAAUUUAAAUGCAGUGAGGUGUAGGAAGCAACUUUGGAAACUGGAGAGUGUUGAACACAUUUUCAAAUGUGAUGCCUUCACAAACCAUGUGGGGCUGGAGAGAAGGCAAGAGUGCCUUGUAUUCAUGAAGAACUCAUAUGAUUCCCAAAGUCCUUUUCCCAACAUCUCAUCUGGGCCCCAAGGAGUAUUCAUCAGGGCAGGUAUUGUCACUAUGUGAUGGAUGAGAAGAAUGAGACCCACGAAGACUGAGGCCAUGCAUGUAGUCAGGGGCAGAAAUGAGUCUAGGAGGCCUGCUCCCUGUGCAGUAGUACUCUCUUCACUUUGCCCAAUGGCCACAGUAUCAUUUGCCAUCAUGGUUAGAUAUGGACUUAUAGAAAGAGAAGAGCACUUUGGCUCCAGUCCCCUCUUGGUCACUACCUGACUGUGAUAUUUGGACAACUGACAUAUUCUCUGAGCACCAGUUUCUUCAUCUAUAAAAAGAGAGAUGAUAAUAAUGCCUCUAUGGUGGAUACUCAUUCAGUUCCUGGAAGCAAUGUUCAGAUUUUGUCCUGGAAAAUCACAUCUUCAACCCCCAUCCAUGUCCAUGCAUUUCAAGAGACCUUGUUUCCCUACCUGACUCCAAAAACUGGCCUGUGGCUCAGGCCAAUCAAACUACUGAACUAACAAGCCUCAAAGAGAUGCAUCAGCCACAGCUGUCCUGGCAAGAGGCCUCACCUCCCCCUGCUGGAAGGAUAUGGACCUGAGGCUGCCGGGACCAACCACCACACAUAAGCUGAGAGUGAAGCCAACACAGUGGAAUCUGGAGCCAAAGAUGGUGAGAAAUGGAGUCUUAAUGAUAUUCUUUGUGUCUCCGAUCAAGCUGUACCUAAAGCCUGGACUUUUCAGGGGCAUGAGACAAAAACCUUCCUUUUUUUGCUAAGCUGCUUUGAG
Molecule: messenger RNA, 5083 nt
Organism: Pan troglodytes (chimpanzee)
Lineage: Eukaryota; Metazoa; Chordata; Mammalia; Primates; Hominidae
Product: dnaJ homolog subfamily C member 9
Exons: 1
Coding region: 2214-2975 (253 amino acids)
Cellular component (GO): cytoplasm; nucleus
Molecular function (GO): heat shock protein binding
Source: RefSeq, a predicted model, not a curated record